Molecule: messenger RNA, 2226 nt
Organism: Haliotis rubra (blacklip abalone)
Lineage: Eukaryota; Metazoa; Mollusca; Gastropoda; Lepetellida; Haliotidae
Product: antiviral innate immune response receptor RIG-I-like
Exons: 5
Coding region: 172-1527 (451 amino acids)
Cellular component (GO): cytoplasm
Source: RefSeq, a predicted model, not a curated record
UGAAAUCCUUACAAUGUUUGCAGCAUUAGAUAAAGCAAGUUUCAUCUUAUUCCUUCAUCACUUUGGGCUUUUCUAGAAACUAAAGCUGAUACACUGUAUGAAAAUCUAAUUCAAAGCAACUUUAAAUUCAACUCACUCAUCUCUCAUAUCAUAUGUAUAAUAAUAUAUCUCAUGGACUUGCCAGAGGUCAGUCUGGUGCAAGACCGACCCCGACUGUUAGCGUCCCUGAAGCCGCCAGUGGAGCGGGGUGGGGAAAAGUACACCAUCUGGGUGAGCACCCUUAAGAGGGAGGUGGCCAACAUUGACGAUCAGAGUGUCCGCAGAUUCUUCUUUUCAUGUCGGAGAAUGUUGGAGUUGUACAACAAAGCGUUGGCCAUCAACGAGGAUUGCCGGACACUGGAUGCACUCAGUUAUCUGGAGAAAGAGAUAGAGGCUCUCUACUCAUCCAGUGUGGUGAUGGAUGUCACUGACCACAAGCUUAAAGAGCUCUUUGAAAAACUAAAGCCUGUUCUCCUUGACGCUGCUCGGAGUCCUGACUGUGUCAACCCAAAGCUGACGUCACUAUGUGUGAUGAUCAUGAAGGCAUUUGAAACCCAGCAGGAUUCUCGCUGUAUGGUGUUUGUGAAGACACGAGACUUGGCGAUGGCCCUGAAGCGCUGGAUGGAGGAUGACCAACAUCUCUCCUACCUCAAGCCAGGCAUGUUCACUGGACAGAAUGCUUCUGCUGACAAAGGAGGUAUGACCAGGAAUGAGCAGGUGGAUGCUGCAGAGCUCUUCAGGAAAGGAAAUCACAAAAUCAUUGUUGCAACGUCCGUGGCGGAGGAAGGCAUGGACUUCAGCAAGUGCAACUUGGUCAUCCGAUAUGAAUAUGUCACCAAUGAGAUUGCCUUGGUACAAGCUAGAGGCCGAGCAAGAGCAGAGGACAGCAAGUUUGUCCUGUUUACCAGCAACCAGCAAGGGGCUGCUGAGAAAGAGGAGCUGAACCUCAUCAGGGAGAUGAUGAUGAAUGAAGCCCUGGUGCGUCUCCAGGCCACCAUAGCAGAAAACCCUCGCCGAUUCCGUUCUGAGAUCCUCCAGCUCCAGAAAGAAGCCAAAUCUGCUCGGGAUCAUGAGGCCAUUAAUCGCAAAGGUCGUUAUCUCAGUGAUGACGAGUUUGAAAUACGAUGUCAGAAAUGUAACCAGUUGGCCUGUUUUUCUACUGACAUCCGCACAAUCAAGGAGACCAACCAUAUUGUCAAUGACCCUGACUUUGGUACCAAGGUCAAUGUCAAACCCCACCCAAAGCCUGGUAAUAUGGGGUUGGAUAUGAAGAAGCACAGUAAAAUCUUUUGCAAGAAAUGUGGAUUGGAUUGGGGAAUUGGUGUAAUUUACAAAAAUGCUGAUUUCCCUGUUAUCAAGAUUGAAAGUUUUGUUGCCAUAGAUACAAUGGGUCGAAGAGACUCUCCGAGGAAAUGGAAAAAUGCUCCUUUUGAGGUGCCUGAGAUUUCCCAUGAUGAAAUGACCAACUACAAACCUUUCAUCGCUUAGAAUGGGAAGAAGUAGCCAAGUGGUUAGAGUGUACACUCAUCACUCAGAAAGUCCUGGUUUGAUUCCCUGCAAGGGUAGGAUAAAUCUAGACUGUUUUUGAUACCCUCCACUAUGAUAUUGCUGGGAUAUUGAUAUAAUUUAAAAUGUUACUGGCACCCAAAACGUUUAAUUCGGUAGUUCAGGCCCAUGAUUAAGUGUUAACUUGACAGAAAACCUAUGUUUGACUCCUGAUGCACAAACACAUAGUUUUCAAAUGGUGUUGCAAAAUACAUGUACAGUAUCACUGAACUCCACUGAAUCUGUGGGCAACAGAAUAUGUGAAGUCCUGGAAUGCUAUACUUCAGGGGCGGAUACAGCUUUUUGAGAAAGGGGUGUGUGUGUGCACACUAUUGAGAAAAGGAGGGGUUUCAAUGAUGAUUUAAUACACUUUCAGGACAAAAUCCACCUAUGUAUUUAUUUAAUGGAGGGUAAAUGAUGAGCAUGCUUUACUUUUCAUUUUCAUGUCUACUAUCGAUAGUGUACCCAGAGACUGAUGUUCACUAACGAAACUUGCCAUCAUUGGGCUGAGGAUAUUUGCAGUACAGUAAUAGUUGGGUCUAGCCGUGAAGAUUUGGGUUAGAAUUGGUUUUCAGUAGCCCGUGCUUGUCGUAAGAGGUGACUAACGGGACAGGGUGGUCAGGCUCGCUGAUUUGGCUGACA